UUUAAAUUUUACAGAUACUUAGUACUUGGCAAAGCAUGCUACCACUUAGGCCUAAUGGAAGACGCAAUGAUUCUCCUCCAAACCGGCAAGCGCCUAGCUACGGCCGCCUUCCGCCGCGAAAGCAUCUGCUGGUCUGACGACAGCUUCUCCCUCUCCCUCUCCACCGCCGCCGCAGCACCACCGUCCACCCCUCUCACCGAAUCGGAGUCCAUAACCCAGCUCCUGUCCCACAUCAAGCUCCUCCUCCGUCGUCGGGCCGCAGCACUGGCCGCCCUUGACGCCGGGGUCCACACGGAGGCCAUCCGCCACUUCUCGAAGAUCAUCGAGUCUCGGCGCGGUGUGACGCCACAGGGCUUCCUCUCGCAGUGCUACGCGCAUCGUGCCUCCGCCCAGUGGCACGCAUGGCGAAUAGCGGACGCAAUCGCGGACUGUAACCGCGCGCUGGCGCUGGAAGCGACGAGCAUCGAAGCACUCCACACACGCGCGUCGGUGCUUGAAAUGAUUAAGUGUCUUCCUGAUUCUCUGCAUGACCUUGAACACCUAAAGCUUCUCUACAACUCCAUUCUUCGUGACUGCAAGCUGCCUGGACCCGCCUGGAAGCACCACAAUGUUAGGUACGUAGAGAUCCCGGGGAGGCUCUGCACUCUGAGCACCAAGAUCAAAGAACUCAAGCAGAGAGUGGCAAAUGGCGAAACAGGGAACAACGUUGAUUACUACGCUUUGAUUGGUUUGAGGCGUGGGUGUUCUCGGUCGGAGCUUCAGAGGGCACAUCUUUUGCUCUGUUUGAAGCAUAAGCAUGAGAAGGCUCUGAGUUUCAUUGAUCGCUGUGAGCUUGCGGACCAACGAGACAUUGAAGAUGUUAAGAAAAGGGCCAAGAUGUCUGCAACGUUAUUGUACAGGUUGAUUCAGAAGGGUUAUGCUGAAAUUAUGACGAAUAUCACAAAAGAGGAAGCUUUGAAAGAACAGAGGAAGAGGGCUUUACAUGAUGAUAAUAGUAAUGAAGAUAGUAGUGAGAAUGUGUUGUUUUGUUCAUCUGCUUCGACUACAAAUCCUUCGUUGCUUCAAGGAAUGUUUUGUAGGGACCUAUCUAUGGUUGGGAACUUGCUUUCUCAAUCUGGGUUUAACCCUUCCAUUCCCAUGAAGUAUGAGGCUUUGAGUUGCUAGCUAGUUCAAUUAUGGUUCGCACCAAAAGAUUAAAAAUGGGAAAAAUUGCAGAAAGAAUAUCUGAUUUCAGUAACUUAACUAUCUUAUACAAAAGGGAUGAUAAAUUUGAAGAGUA
Arachis stenosperma is the source of this 1279-nucleotide messenger RNA. RefSeq lists its product as uncharacterized. Gene Ontology annotation, molecular function: protein binding. The record is from RefSeq and is a predicted model, not a curated record. The transcript has 2 exons. NCBI's taxonomy places the organism in Eukaryota, Viridiplantae, Streptophyta, Magnoliopsida, Fabales, Fabaceae. The annotation marks the transcript as partial.